This is a messenger RNA of Bombina bombina (fire-bellied toad), 5657 nucleotides long. RefSeq lists its product as uncharacterized. The transcript has 20 exons. Bases 404 to 5641 code for a protein of 1745 amino acids. The record is from RefSeq and is a predicted model, not a curated record. NCBI's taxonomy places the organism in Eukaryota, Metazoa, Chordata, Amphibia, Anura, Bombinatoridae.
GGCGGCCGCGGCUUAUCUCGCAUGAUUUCUCCUGCUCCCUCUCAGUCUGAGUGAUGUCAAUAGGUAGUGCAGCAGCUGUGCAAGGCAAGUGAGCUCUGCCUUGUCACCUCCAGUCCACUGUCCUAUGCUGAGCCGCUCCACUCUAUGACUCUGAACUGAGUCUGACUGUAACACUGACACCACUGAUUCACUGAGUAGUAAAAUAAGUAAAUAGUUGAGUUUAGUUGCGUUGCAGCAGGCACAGGACCACCACGCAAGAAGCAAGAUCAUUAAGGCGGCUGCCUAUGCUGCCAAAUACAAAACGCCAGCCCUGGUUUUGAAGAGUUUUUUUGAUUUCCCUUGGAAACCAGAAAUUAAAGAAAUACCUCUGCCACAUAUUUUUAUCAAUAAAUCAGCCACUUUGAUGUGUACAGUUUCUAACGUAUUCCCUGAUUUUCUAAAUAUGAAGUGGUCAAGAAAAGAAAUGGAUGGUAAAGAAUGUUUCCCUUUAUCUGACUGUGACAAAUAUAAGAUUCCUAAUACCCAGCAAGAGAAGCAGAGAGACGGCACAUUCAUCUAUAAAUCACGGUUAACUUUUACUCCAUCUGUGAAAAAUGAUCUAGGAGCUGAGUUCAUCUGUGAAGUGGAUCAUCCUAGAUUAAAAAAAAGAAAACGGAAAUCAACAGGGCCCCUCCAAAUAAAAGCAUUUCCAGAAGUAAAGGAUAUUUGUCAUCCUGAGGAUGGGAUCUUUACUUUGGAAGUUGAUGCUUUUUACCCUGAAAAAAAUACUAUAUCAUGGAAACUGACUCUGGAUUCAUCAAAAGAAGAGGAUAUAACACAAAAUAACUCUUCUGUUAAAUCUGAAAUGUAUGAAAAUGGCAGCUACAGAGCUUUAAGCACCUGUGACUUGAGGAAAAAUGAUUUAAUUGAGGGGAAAUCAUAUUCUGUAACAGCCACAGUGUACCAUGAGACGCUCGACUCUGCUAUUCAUAGAUCAUUUAAAAUGGAAAGAGCAGGGACUUCUCCAUUGAAUCAAGAAAAGAGCCAAGAAUGUCCCUCACCAGCUAUGCAAGGCAAUAUCAGUCCUUCAAACCCUCAAACAGAUCACCAGAAGUUCAUUGUAAAUACUAUACAGGGACCUCAGGUUUGGUCCAAUGGGGAAAAGGUUUAUCUGUAUUUAACAGCCUCUUACUGCACUAAGGAUGUGACGGUGACCUGGAAUAUAACAGAGAGAGAUGGCAGCGUAUGGGAAAUACCUGACACAGCAACAGAACAGACCAGCAAUACAAAUAGAUUGUCUAGUGGAUAUGAAGCAACAAGAGAGAGCACAGAUAAGUCAGACAAAGAGGGGCUUCUAGACAUUGUGAGUUGUCUGACAGUUGUACCCUCUGUGUCUAAACAUUCAGCAAUGACUCUGUCAUGUAAAGUCAUCUGUGAAGGAGAAGUGAAGGAAAAACAAUAUACAUUACAAUCUAUUCAUGCAAAACCAACAUUCCUGGACCCUGUAAAAUUAAGUCUGUGUGACUCAGGAGAGGUGAUGUACUCAAUAAAUCUGCUGGGAUUUUAUCCAAAAGAUAUUGAUAUUUGCUGGGAAUGUGGAACCGACGAGUCACUAAAAAGACUUCAAUCCCAAGAACAACUACAACGAAAUCCUGAUAUGACAUUUAAAGUCCAGAGUGAGUGUAAAGUUCCAGGAAAUUCUCUCAAAGGUCAGAACUUUAAAGUGCGAGUAACCUGGAAGCACAGCUCUAUAGAUGUGAUGGAAUUCAGAGAAAUGUCUUCAACAAAUGCAGACUUUCCUUGGCGACCUGAAAUACAAGAAAUCCCCAUAUCUCAUGUAAUAAAUGGCAGAGAGGUCACAGUGCAGUACAACAUCUAUAAAUAUUUCCCUGAUGCUCUGACUGUGAGAUGGUUUAGGAAGGAGAGAGGAGGUCAGGAGCUGUUUCCGUUAUCUCACUCUGAGAACCUCAGAAUGUCAGAUCUCACACACAACAAGCAGUCGGAUAACACAUACACCUGUACAGCUUGUUUGUUAUUUACUCCAUCACUGAGCUCAGACCAAGGAGCAGAAUUUAUCUGCAGAGUGGAACAUCCCAGCCUGAAACAACCAAUAGAAAGAGGAACUGGAGCUCUUGUAAUUAUGUCUAAGCCAAAUAUUACAGGUCCUUUAAAAUUAAACAUUUGUGACCCCAACAGCCUGACGUGUACUCUGAAUCUGACAAAAUUAUACCCUAAAGAUAUCCAGAUCACAUGGCUCUAUAGAAGCGGACAAUACUCACAGGAGCUGUCAUCAGAAUCAGUAUCUGAAGAGUGUGCAGAUCACACAUUUAAUGUAACAAGUACUUGUACAAUUCCUGUACAUCUCUUCAUAGAUCCAACCUCUAACAUUUGUGUUAAAUGGAAACAUGAGUCUAUGGAUAAACCAGAAUCCAAAGUACUUUCUAUAAAAGAUCCAGACUUUCCUUGGCGACCUGAAAUACAAGAAAUCCCCAUAUCUCAUGUAAUAAAUGGCAGAGAGGUCACAGUGCAGUACAACAUCUAUAAAUAUUUCCCUGAUGCUCUGACUGUGAGAUGGUUUAGGAAGGAGAGAGGAGGUCAGGAGCUGUUUCCGUUAUCUCACUCUGAGAACCUAAGAAUGUCAGAUCUCACACACAAGAAGCAGUCGGAAAACACAUACACCUGUACAGCUUGUUUGUUAUUUACUCCCUCACUGAGCUCAGACCAAGGAGCAGAAUUAAUCUGCAGAGUGGAACAUCCCAGCCUGGAACAACCAAUAGAAAGAGGAACUGGAGCUCUUGUAGUUAUGUCUAAGCCAAAUAUUACAGGUCCUUUAAAAUUAAACAUUUGUGACCCCAACAGCCUGACCUGUACUCUGAAUCUGACAAAAUUAUACCCUAAAGAUAUCCAGAUCACAUGGCUCUAUAGAAGCGGCCAAUACUCACAGGAGCUGUCAUCCGAAUCAGUAUCAGAGUGUGCAGAUCACACAUUUAAUGUAACAAGUACUUGUACAAUUCCUGUAAAUCUCUUCAUAGAUCCAACCUCUAACAUUUGUGUUAAAUGGAAACAUGAGUCUAUGGAUGAACCAGAAUCCAAAGUACUUUCUAUAAAAGAUCCAGACUUUCCUUGGCGACCUGAAAUACAAGAAAUCCCCAUAUCUCAUGUAAUAAAUGGCAGAGAGGUCACAGUGCAGUACAACAUCUAUAAAUAUUUCCCUGAUGCUCUGACUGUGAGAUGGUUUAGGAAGGAGAGAGGAGGUCAGGAGCUGUUUCCGUUAUCUCACUCUGAGAACCUAAGAAUGUCAGAUCUCACACACAAGAAGCAGUCGGAAAACACAUACACCUGUACAGCUUGUUUGUUAUUUACUCCCUCACUGAGCUCAGACCAAGGAGCAGAAUUAAUCUGCAGAGUGGAACAUCCCAGCCUGGAACAACCAAUAGAAAGAGGAACUGGAGCUCUUGUAGUUAUGUCUAAGCCAAAUAUUACAGGUCCUUUAAAAUUAAACAUUUGUGACCCCAACAGCCUGACCUGUACUCUGAAUCUGACAAAAUUAUACCCUAAAGAUAUCCAGAUCACAUGGCUCUAUAGAAGCGGCCAAUACUCACAGGAGCUGUCAUCCGAAUCAGUAUCAGAGUGUGCAGAUCACACAUUUAAUGUAACAAGUACUUGUACAAUUCCUGUAAAUCUCUUCAUAGAUCCAACCUCUAACAUUUGUGUUAAAUGGAAACAUGAGUCUAUGGAUGAACCAGAAUCCAAAGUACUUUCUAUAAAAGAUCCAGACUUUCCUUGGCGACCUGAAAUACAAGAAAUCCCCAUAUCUCAUGUAAUAAAUGGCAGAGAGGUCACAGUGCAGUACAACAUCUAUAAAUAUUUCCCUGAUGCUCUGACUGUGAGAUGGUUUAGGAAGGAGAGAGGAGGUCAGGAGCUGUUUCCGUUAUCUCACUCUGAGAACCUAAGAAUGUCAGAUCUCACACACAAGAAGCAGUCGGAAAACACAUACACCUGUACAGCUUGUUUGUUAUUUACUCCCUCACUGAGCUCAGACCAAGGAGCAGAAUUCAUCUGCAGAGUGGAACAUCCCAGCCUGGAACAACCAAUAGAAAGAGGAACUGGAGCUCUUGUAGUUAUGUCUAAGCCAAAUAUUACAGGUCCUUUAAAAUUAAACAUUUGUGACCCCAACAGCCUGACGUGUACUCUGAAUCUGACAAAAUUAUACCCUAAAGAUAUCCAGAUCACAUGGCUCUAUAGAAGCGGACAAUACUCACUGGAGCUGUCAUCAGAAUCAGUAUCUGAAGAGUGUGCAGAUCACACAUUUAAUGUAACAAGUACUUGUACAAUUCCUGUAAAUCUCUUCAUAGAUCCAACCUCUAACAUUUGUGUUAAAUGGAAACAUGAGUCUAUGGAUGAACCAGAAUCCAAAGUACUUUCUAUAAAAGAUCCAGACUUUCCUUGGCGACCUGAAAUACAAGAAAUCCCCAUAUCUCAUGUAAUAAAUGGCAGAGAGGUCACAGUGCAAUUCAACAUCUCUAAAUAUUUCCCUGAUGCUCUGACUGUGAGAUGGUUUAGGAAGGAGAGAGGAGGUCAGGAGCUGUUUCCGUUAUCUCACUCUGAGAACCUCAGAAUGUCAGAUCUCUCACACAACAAGCAGUCGGAUAACACAUACACCUGUACAGCUUGUUUGUUAUUUACUCCAUCACUGAGCUCAGACCAAGGAGCAGAAUUUAUCUGCAGAGUGGAACAUCCCAGCCUAGAACAACCAAUAGAAAGAGGAACUGGAGCUCUUGUAGUUAUGUCUAAGCCAAAUAUUACAGGUCCUUUAAAAUUAAACACUUGUGACCCCAACAGCCUGAUGUGUUCUCUGAAUCUGACAAAAUUAUACCCUAAAGAUAUCCAGAUCACAUGGCUCUGUAGAAGCGGACAAUACUCACCACAGCUGUCAUCAGAAUCAGUAUCUGAAGAGUGUGCAGAUCACACAUUUAAUGUAACAAGUACUUGUACAAUUCCUGUAUAUCUCUUCAAAGAUCCAACGUCUAACAUUUGUGUUGAAUGGAAACAUGAGUCUAUGGAUAAACCAGAAUCCAAAGUACUUUCUGUAAAAGAUCCAGGUUUCCCUUGGCGACCACAAAUAGAAGAUAUUGUCAUUCCUACUCUCUUACCUAAUGUCAGAUUACAAUGUAAAAUCUCACAUUAUUUCCCUGAUGUGCUGACUGUAACGUGGUUUAAGAGAAAGAAAGGACAGCAGGAGAGACAGCUGGUUCCUAAUGAAAAGUACAACAUUCCUGAUAUUCAGUCUGUAAUACAGGCAGAUCAGUCCUACACCUGCACAGCACAUGUGACCUACACACCGUCAGUUCAUGCAGAGCAAGAAGCAGAAUUUAUUUGUAAAGUGGAUCAUCCGAGUCUUGUCCGACCAAUAACUAAAUGCACAGGAAUGUUACAGCUUGCAAAAAUGACAGAUCUUUCUUUACAAAAAGGAAAAGAGAAAAGAAAACGUGAUUUUAAUCAGACUGACCAAGACAAUCAAGUGCUGGAAACAACAGAUUACAACACUUUGAAAAAGGCUAAAAGUGAAUCUCCUCAGCACCAUUUACAGAUGGGAGAAAUACAGACACAAGUAUCUGUGUCCACAGAAGACCAAGACGAAAUGGAUACACAUGAUGAAUAAAGAGUUUAUAAUAUUA